Exophiala xenobiotica is the source of this 6264-nucleotide messenger RNA. RefSeq lists its product as uncharacterized. The coding region runs from base 112 to 6204 and encodes 2030 amino acids. Gene Ontology annotation, biological process: endocytosis; intracellular protein localization; retrograde transport, endosome to Golgi. The record is from RefSeq and is a predicted model, not a curated record. NCBI's taxonomy places the organism in Eukaryota, Fungi, Ascomycota, Eurotiomycetes, Chaetothyriales, Herpotrichiellaceae. The transcript has a single exon. Gene Ontology annotation, cellular component: Golgi apparatus; endocytic vesicle; membrane.
GGAGCGUCCAGUCUGUCACUUUCCGCAGCUCUUCUUUUGCAUAUAUGCGACUCACACUAUACAAGAGCGUUCGUCCGUCGAGGACGUUCGCAGUUAUCUUGACAAAACCCAAUGGCGUCCUCUUCACCGGCCGCUGAAACCUCGCCUGCAACGAAUGGCACCUCUGAUCCCGAACUCGAGGUCUCCAAACUGCAUGCCCUUCCAACCGAACAACAAGACCUCUUUUUGCUGACCUUCGUCUCCGAUCUGCACCGACAUGUCGAAGUCUUGUCCGCCGAUGCGCUGCCGGCGCAUCAGGCGUCGAUCAAGAAGGAAGUCAUCAAAAUUGUCGGACUGGGUGCCCCAGUGCCAUCACGUGUGAUUCGGAAUACCCUUGGCAUGAUACUGGCAGAUGCUUUCGGACGAGGGAGUCGGAGUCUAUUGUACGAAACUAUCAACGACCUAGUGGGAAUACUGAACACUGGAAAGAGUGAUAAGGAGGUCGGUGCGAAACAUGCGGCUGCGGUUUGCCUGGGUGCGGUGUUUCGCUCUGCUGGGGAUAGUGCCAUCAGUCUGUCUGGUCUUGUGGUUGCGAGUUUGCUCAAACUGUCCAAAACAUCACACACGGGAGCGCGUGGCUGUGUUUUCAGGGCCCUGGGUGCGUUGGUGGUCGGUAUUCAGAACAGUCUGGACGAAAGCGUGGCUCGAGAUAUUUGGAAGCAGGCGCGAAAUGCUGCAGCAAACGACAAAUCGUCCUUCGUCCAAAGAUGUGCAUGCUUGUGCUUGCGCAGUUUGGUCACUGAAACGACCUAUUUCAACAACUCCAGCGACUUUGACAACCUCAAGAACAGCCUCUGGAAGGCCAUUGACAGCUCGAUAUCUUCCGUGAGGCAUUCAGCCGCAGCAGCAAUGGCUGGUGGCCUGAAGCAUGCAUUUUCUGAAAGCGGCAAUACAGAAGUACCGGUGAUUCGAAAGCCCAAAAAGUCAAAGAAGCCUGGUGCAGACUUGGACGAGGAAGCAGAACAGGAACGCUCGGGGUCGCCAACGCCAGGUCAAGGAAAAUCUUCGGUACAGUUGACGAUGUCACUGAAUGAAAUCCUAAGAAUGCUGUCGAACCAAUACUGCAAAGCUUCUACCACCAACCGAGCACGUGCAGGAAUUGCCAUGUGUUACAAAUAUCUAUUUUGCCUGCUGCCGCGAAAGACACUGGAAGAGAAAUACGGUUUCAUUGCGGUGCAUACAUAUGGCGAUCUGCUCAACCAUCCUACAAUUUCAGCCAACCGAUACAGACUGCUACUAACUCGAAAGCUCGUCCACUGGAUUCUCACAAGUGUGACAGGUCUUUUGACCGAGAAUGCUCAGAUCAAUGCGGCACGAUAUUUGAUCAAUGACGUUCUCAAGGACUACCCACAAGUCAUGCCGGAGCGAAAGGAGCCGUCGAAACGGAUAUUGACAGGAGCUCUGUCGACGUUGACGGAUCUGCUCCAAAGGCUCGGGCCCGCAGCCAACGUAUUCCAAGACUCCUGCAGAGAAGCACUCUUCCAGGUUGUGCAGCACCAAAGUCAUACGGUUCAGAGUCAUGCCAUGCAGUGCUUUAAAGCUUUCGUUCUCGCAUGCCCAAGCCAGCUGGUCCGCAGCAUUGAACAUGCCAUGUCACAACUACAGAAAGAAUUUCAGCCAUCAUCCGAAGUAAAACAUCCUCACCGCAGAUCUCCCGGGUAUGCUUCAGCUAUUGCCGUUAUGAUUGCUUGCGCCCGUCAGAAGCCUCUCUAUGGGUCUAUUCAGAUUUAUUCCAAUGUUUUCAUUUUCGCUACAGACCUGCUAAAGUCAAGUGCCGCCGCCGAAUUGCGACUCUCGGCGAUGCAGGUUCAGGUCGCUUGGACACUGAUUGGCGGCGUUACGAGUCUGGGACCAAGCUUUGUCAAAGUACAUCUGAACCAACUGAUGCUCCUGUGGAGAAACGCGCUCCCUCCACCGCUCACUCACGAAAAUGCUACCAAAAGAGGACAUCUGGAGUUGAGCUUUCUGUCACAUGUUCGGGAGUGCGCCCUUAGUGCUCUACUUUUGUUUCUGUCGUCAUGCAGCAGCCUAGUCACCACAGAUGGAUCUAAACGCAUCUCCACAAUGCUUCAUAACACAAUCCUCUUCCUGGAGAGCCUUCCUCCCGCUCGAGAAGCAGAAGAUAUCUCUCAUCGGCUGGUACCUGCGCUUCAGCUGCAAGAUCUUGCUAUCUUACUGCGCCGCCGAGUCCUUCAAUGUUUCACCGCAUUAGCAGGCUUGAAGCAUCUAGAUCAAAGUGAGGUCGUGUCACACUCAGACUUGAUUGGUCUCACUAUGCGAACAUUCACAGAUCCUGAGCGGCCAAUCAUGAAAAACUUGGAAGCUUCGUUGGCCAACGCCGCAAGCAAUUUCGAAGGGCUGUGGACUACUGGUGAUAAUUGGGGGUUCGGUGUGACCAGUCUCGCGGAGAGCUUUGACACCUACCUGCCAUUUGAAACUCAUCUACAGAUGAAUCCCGAGACUUCACCUGAGCAGGAAGUCUCGCUAGCCGAUCUUUCGAUACAAUGUCCGGCGUUGUCAGCAGUCGAACACGAUCCUGUUUUGGUUUUCAGGCAAGGCUCUGAACCGCAAGAGGCUGAACUAAGUUCACCUGCGACAUCUUGCGUCAACCUUGCUAUUAAGCUCUUCGCUAUAUCGCUGCCCCUGCAAUCACCCCGCGUUCAGGAGAGUACGGUCGAACAGCUGAUUACUGCAGUGUCUCAGCCGCUGCAGCGUGAACCCGGCAGAAAAGCAGCGAUGCAAGUCAAUUCUGCUGUGGCUUUCCUAUGCGCUUUAGCUGUUGCGAACAGAGAGACCCCUUACCUCUCUGGGAAGUUGAACGUCGAUGCUAUUGGACAAGUCAUUGUCGAGCUUCUCGGCAAAUACGUCUGCAACCCAGAUCACGUCUUGCGCCACAUCGCUGCUCGUGCGAUAGGUCGACUGUGCAACCUUGCUGGAACCCAAUUCACCAACAGGGAAGUCAAAUAUCUCAUUGACACGAUAGUGGCCAAUCGUGACCCUAACGCUCGUGCUGGGUGUGCUCUGGCUCUUGGCUAUAUCCACUCAGAAGUCGGUGCAAUGGCCGCCGGUCUGCACAUGAAAUCCAUAGUAGGAGUUUUACUCUCGUUAUGCAGUGACAGCCAUACCACGGUACAUUUCUGGGCCCUCAGAGGCUUGUUGCAGGUUGCCGAGUCUGCUGGGCUGUCAUUUUCAACUUACGCGACGAGUACCCUAGGACUGCUAGCACAGCUCUACUCGAAUGACACACACAACGAGGAAUCUGCGUCUCAGGCAACGUCAAAUAUUGAACUCGAGCUCUUCACUCCCUGGGCACUAGCUCAAUGUGUUGACAGCAUCAUCAACGUCCUGGGACCUGAUUUGCAGGACGUCUCGAAAGCCCGCAACCUGAUACUGAUCUUGAUUGGAUAUUUGCAGAAAGAGGCUUCACCGCGACUGCGGUAUGAGAGUUGUCAGUGCCUGCGCCACCUUACAAUGUAUGCACCGGCUCAUGUGCAAUUUUCGAAAUAUGUGCUGGACUUGCAAGCAGCCCUUUCAUCCGAGGAAGACUUACUGCAGUCUGCGUCCAUCAAAGGUCUUGGUGAAUUGAUGAAGAGAAAUGCAUCCGAGGUAGCGCGAGUCGCCACUUCCAAAUUGAGUGAUGACUUCUGGUCACGUUUGGAUGACAACCCUCAUGAUCAAGCGGUGCAGGCAAUGUUGCAAAACUGGAUGCAGCAGACAAUCCUGCUCGAUACAUCUGAAUGGAUCGACAAGUGCCAGAGUAUACUUUCGCGCACUCGGGCAAAGAACCUGCCGCCACGCACCGCCACUGCCACCGCGAAAACUGCCAUGCCAGACUUAGCAGAUGAAGAAGUAGCUGGCUUCGCCGCGGCUGCGGCCGCUGCUCACGGAGAGACUGCCGAGGUCGCUGCUGAGGGUCAAGAAUUCCUGCGCUGGCAAACCCGUGACUUUGCUAUGCGUCUCCUCAGCGAGUCCAUGGACAUCAUCCAAUCCUCCAUGUCGGCAGAUCGAGUUAUCCAUGCUGAAGAAGUCCUGCAAGCCAAGGUCGCCGAGGUAGUUCGGGUUGCGUUCUCAGCAUCGACAGCAAAUGUUGUGGAGCUUCGUAUUUGGGGACUACGGAUCAUCGAUCAGAUCUUGAAGCUCUUUGGAAAGACACCAGACCCUGAUUUCCUCGAAGCGUCACUUCUUGAGCAGUACCAAGCACAGAUCAGCUCUGCUCUGACCCCAGCGUUCGCGGCUGAUUCAUCACCUGAGCUGGCAGCGGAAGCAAUUGGCGUAUGUGCCACAUUCGUAGCCACUGGUAUUGUCACCAAUGCAGACCGUAUGGGACGUAUAUUCAAGGUGCUCUCAAUGGGUGUCGAUAAUCUCACUCAAUCUACCCCGGAAGCUGCAAUCGGCGAUCUCAAGAAUCUGAGUCCCAGUGCACAAGCGAUGCUGAAGAUGGGCAUUUUGUCCGGCUGGGCGCAAUUGCAGAUAGCUAGUCAUGAACAGCCCUACCUGGAAGAGAUCCUCCAGCCAUUCAUCCCGAAGCUAGCCCCUCUCUGGUUGACCUCGCUUCAAGAAUUUGCCAGUCUUCGCUUCGAGCCGGAAAUUUCGGAUACUUUGGGCGGUGAGAUUGCUGGUGGGAAUCUCGAUGAACGAUACGCUUCCUUUAAUCGCGAAGUCCGUCUCCAGUUCUACCAGAAGAACUGGCUCAGCAUCGUGGAUGCCAUUGCCGUUCUUGUGGAAAGAGAUAGCGAGUCAGUGUUCGACGCCCUCGAUAACAAACGUGCAUCAGCCGUCGACGGGUCUGCAGACGAGACCGCGAUCCAAGGCAGGGACAUGAGUUUCCGAGAGGAACCUGUCGCAUUCUUUUUCAUCCUCUUCGGUCUGGCCUUCGAGGCAUUGGUGACGCAAACUCGAGAAGACCCGUCUCAAGCAUUUUCUAUUCUUCAGGCCUUGAAGAAGAUUUUGACACCUGAGGUCUGCGGGAACGCCAUUUACGAGGAAGCAGUAUUCGGGGAGACCACCGAUACACUGGACAGACUGGCUCUCACAAGCAGCAGGGAGACGCAGAGCGUCCUCGUUGAAAUAGCUAGGAAUCUCUCGAUCGAUCAUAUGACAGCCAAAAGCCAAGACCGCGAUGAGAAGCUCUCCGACGACAUUGAGCAGCUUUUUGAAUUGACAAGAAUCAUCAUCUUGGUGUUGACCGGUUUGAUACCCACUCUCGAGGAUCCGCCUGGGCCCGCUGUCCGACGACUUGAGGAGGACGGUGUUGCUCUUGUUCAGUUGUCUUUCCAGGCCUUGGUCGAUGUCGCCUCAGUGUUCCCUUCGAUUAUCCGUGCAGACCUCCACGCUUGCAUCUUCUACAGUUAUUGCACCAUUCUUGCGACCGGAAUAUGCCAAGACGAAGUCAUACCACGUAUCAUGCCAGUCUUCAAGGCGUUCUUGCACGAUGUUGUGCGGUCAGCUACUGACGAAAUAGCCUCGAGGCUAGUUCGCGGAUGCUUGCACCGGAUGUUGACAAUCUUGACUGUUGCUCAGCGCCGGGAGAAUGAACACGCAAUUGUAUGUGCCAAGAAUACAUUGCUGUCGAUCACAGUCUUGAUCACCACAGCCAGUUCCGCGAUUCCAGCCGACGAUGAGCUCGUCGAGAGAGCGUUGUCCGAAUUGCUGGACUGCCUUCGAGACGUAGGACUUGCCAAGAUCGCAGCAGGUUGUAUAAGGUCUCUGCUGGUGACAAACCCUAAAACUGCUUGUGAAGAAUACAUUGGGAGAACCAUUUGGGCCCGGCUUGUCCCGUUUGUGACUGACCCGGAAGCGGAAGAUCCAGAGAAGGUCAAAGUCCCUUUGACUCAGGCUUUGGUGGCGUCAGUGGUGACGCUUGAAGGCUCUGGACGCUUUGCUGCGAUGUCGAUCCUUGUGCCAGUGCUGUUACUUCGUGCCAAACAAGUGCCGCAGGAGAGCAACUCUGAAUCAGUGAGAAAGGAGAAUGCUGCAAGACUGUUGGAGCUGGUAGCCGCAGAUCCAAUGGCUUUCAAGGUGGCUGUCGGUAUGUUGGACGAGGAGCAGCGGACUGCUCUGGAAGGGCUGUUGAAAGCUGCUGGAGUUGGUAGGAAACAAGACCCGACUUCGGCGGAGAAUGUAGAGUCAAAACCUGCUAUAGAGCUGAGGAUGGAUUUUGGGUAAGAGGAGGAGAUAGUGAAGUGGUUGUGGGAUAUAGACCCAUAGGCCGCUACAAGAAUCAAC